This is a messenger RNA of Brassica rapa (field mustard), 1720 nucleotides long. Its product is annotated as probable RNA-binding protein ARP1. Gene Ontology annotation, molecular function: RNA binding. Lineage: Eukaryota; Viridiplantae; Streptophyta; Magnoliopsida; Brassicales; Brassicaceae. The record is from RefSeq and is a predicted model, not a curated record.
UAUUAUUUCAUUCCAUAUAUAUACUAAAAAUUGCAGAUUUCAAGAGACAGAGAGGUUGAAGACAGCGAAGCAAAUGUUUCUGCAGAGGACCCCAUGUUGAUAUAUAUACAGCGAAAAAGGUGAAGUCGAGUCUCAUUAUUUCAAUUACCUUCUCUCUCUCUCUCUCUCUCUAGCCAUUGUCGUGGGAUCCCACUAGCAGCUUUCCUGUCUUCUCCAUCUCCAUUGGCUUCUUUCUCCAAUAGACAUAAACAGAGAUAUUUGGGAACCAAAGAGAGAAGAAAGGUUGAAACUUUUGAUGUGGGUUUUGAUUUAAGGAGAGAUGGCUCAGCAGCAGAGACAACAGUUUCAGAUGGGUGAUACGAAGCUGACGAAGAUCUUCGUGGGAGGAUUGGCUUGGGAGACGCAGAAAGAUACAAUGAGACGUUACUUCGAACAGUUUGGUGAAAUCGUUGAAGCUGUCGUUAUUUCUGAUAAGAACACUGGCAGAUCCAAAGGCUAUGGCUUUGUGACGUUUAAGGAAGGAGAAGCAGCGAUGAGAGCUUGUCAGAAUAUGAAUCCUGUGAUUGAUGGAAGGAGAGCUAAUUGCAAUCUUGCUUUUCUUGGUGCUCACAAACCUCGUCCUCCUACUUCUCCUAGACAUGGAACAGGUAGAUUUAGGUCACCAGGAGGAGCAGGAUUAGUUGCUCCUUCUCCUCAGUUCAGAGGCUCCUCUUCUUCCUCUGCUUUUGUUCAACACACUGGUCAAUUCCCAAUCCCUUACUCUGCUUAUGGAUUCUCUGGUUAUUCUCAGGAGGGAAUGUACCCAAUGAAUUACUACAAUCAUCAUCUCUAUGGAGGACAGCAGUUUUCACCAUACAUGGGACCUCCAACAUCAGGAUCAACAGGAAUGUUCCAUGGUUACUAUCCUUACUAUCCUCAGUACAAUCCAGCACAAAGCAGCAAUCAAGCUCAAGCUCCAGCUCAAACUCAUCAUCAAGGUUUCAGCUUUCAAUACACUACUCCUCCUGCUCCUCCUGUGUUACACUACCCUUACUUGCCUCAUCAGCAAUUCAGCUCUCAGCCUCCUCCACCUCCAAUCCUCUCCCUUCCAACCUCUUUGGCUCUAUCAUUAGCAUCUUCAGCUCCAUCUUCAUCCUCUUCAGCUUCCACCUCAGCUGCAACAACUGCAACCAAAACAGUGGUUAUUACUACAACAGCAGAAGCUGAAGCUAGCAGCAACAAAGAUGGUCAUGAAGCAGUUACAUCAUCAACCAUCUAGAUAGAGGAUUGAUGCAGUACUACACUAGAAGAGGAAGGGACUAACUAAUCAUCAAUCUCUCCACCAUGUUCAAGAAACAUUUAUUCAUAUCGUUUUUAGGAUUCUAGAAUCUAAAUCAGUAGUACCUAGGAGGAGGAAGCCGAAGAAGAAAGAAACAACCAUCAGUCACAUUCUUUGCUUUAUUUAUUUUUCAAGGAUUCACAUUGCAUUUUAGGUUAAAGAAUCAAAUAGAAGGCAUUGGUGGCCUUUUCUUGGUUUCUUGGAUUGAUGCAGAAAGCAUCAUUCAAAAAUUACAUUUAUUUGGGGAUUUAUUUUUCAGGUUCAGAAGAAAUGUUUUAUGUCUUCUUUUGAACCCCAAACAGGAUUUUAAAGCUUUGGAUAAGCUUGAAACUCCCUUUUCACAUUUGUAAUUCUUGAAACGGUUUUACUUCAAAUCUCAUUGCUUGUUCUUGUUCUUCACUA